CUUGCCUUUUGAAAAUCACCCCCAAUUGAAAUUUAGGGUUUGUAGCAAUUCAAUCAUGGCUAACUUAGACUGCGUGGAGUCGGUGCCGGUAAAGCUAAACGCUGCUGUUGACGAUGAAAGGAAUGUGCAUGGCCUGUCCGACUACCAAUUACCCUCGCAGACGCCAACACGAAUAGUUUUGGUGAAGAGAAAGGCUGAUUUUGACGACAACUCUGUUUCCGACGACGAGGAGGAGAGCGGUGAUGAUUCUGAUUGUGAUGAGGUCUCAGAUAAUAAAGUCAGAGAAGAAGAAAAAAUUGUAUAUGCGGAGGAGGAGGAGGAUGAUGGUUAUGAAGGCAGCGAACAGCAGGAAAAGGACUUUGAGGAUUAUGUGAAAAUUGUGAAGGAGUCUGAAGGUUUUGAAAUCGGAAAAGGUUACAGAGGGUUUAUUAUUGGUGUUAAAGCCUCGGUCAAUCUGAAGGAUCCUGAGGAUAUUUAUACCAAGAACUGCAUUGAGGCUGUUCAUUCUGCAGUCAAGCAACAGAACGAUGAGAAGGGUGCAAAUUUGGAAUUCAUGGAGGUGACUAGCGCAAAUUGGACUUCAUUUGCUCUUUAUUAUGCAACCUUUAAAGCUAGAAACAAGACUACUAAUGAGGUGAACACUUAUCAAACAAAGGUCUUUCGCUGUUUGAUUGAUGGCGAGACUGAAAUUUAUUUGUUCAGGCUUAAACCAAAUCGAGAUUGUACAGCUAUCCAAGCUUAAUCGAAGCUGUCAAGAAGGCAUAAGAUGCUUAUGGAUUGUGGAGAUCUCCAACAUUUACGGUGUUGUUUUUUGGUAGUAUGAAAACUUUUGGCUGUGACCAUACAUAGGAGUUUAUUUGUGAUAUGUGUAGCUCUACAUUUUGGAAUUAUGAACUUGUCCAGUUUGAACUUAUUAUCUAAUGUUACAUUAAAUAUGUAUGUCUUUAGAUGA
This is a messenger RNA of Mercurialis annua (annual mercury), 952 nucleotides long. RefSeq lists its product as uncharacterized. Lineage: Eukaryota; Viridiplantae; Streptophyta; Magnoliopsida; Malpighiales; Euphorbiaceae. The record is from RefSeq and is a predicted model, not a curated record. The coding region runs from base 56 to 742 and encodes 228 amino acids. The transcript is spliced from 4 exons.